Cryptotermes secundus is the source of this 4979-nucleotide messenger RNA. Its product is annotated as CLIP domain-containing serine protease 2. The transcript has 7 exons. Gene Ontology annotation, molecular function: serine-type endopeptidase activity. Lineage: Eukaryota; Metazoa; Arthropoda; Insecta; Blattodea; Kalotermitidae. Gene Ontology annotation, biological process: proteolysis. The record is from RefSeq and is a predicted model, not a curated record. Bases 487 to 1545 code for a protein of 352 amino acids.
UUAGCAGCGUCCUUCCUAGUACGAUGCCUGGUAUUGGUAAAUAAGAAUGAGCGACAAGAUGUUCCAUAAAACUUACACACUUGAGGCAAUUCAUAACACGUUGAUAUUGUCAUUAGUCCCGUAAAAAUGAGACAGUUGAGGAAAUUCACGGUAGCGUCUUAAUAUAUUGUCAUCAGUUCCAUAAAAGUUAGACGGUUGAGGGGAUUCACGGUAGCAUGUUGAUAUUACCAUCACAAUGGUGAAGGCCAUUUUCGCCAAGGUUAAGCCAGUUACAGCUUGAGAAGGCAAGGCAAAACAGCUUACAGUUUGCUUUCAUGUCCUUCAUGUCGGAACGUACGUGGGGAAGUCCGUUCGCCAGCGAUGUGGUAUCGUGCGUAUCCUGACCGGUGUUAACGUGUUUUGAAAACAGCCCUGCACUGGAUGUGUGGCAAAUGUGUUGUGUACCAUUCACGGCUUUAUAACUAGGAACAGGCUUCAUGACUAAAAAUGGAUGUCACUGAUUUUCUGCUUUUGUUAUCUGUAUUCUUCAAAUUAGCUAUGCAGACUACCUCUGCUAAAGAAGAAGACUCAGGUUGUGUAGAUGGGAUGUCCUGCAUGUCCCUAGCGGAAUGUUCAGCCCAGCUGAGGAGUUGGCAGCAGAAUGAAAGUGACAUUCUCUUCAGGUGCAAUUAUGGAAAGCAAAAAGUAUGCUGUCCGUUAUCACCUCGAACACGUGAAAAGUCAAAUAUGGAUCUGCUGCCCAAUGAAAAGUGUGGCUUGACAAGUGCAUCAAAAAUAUCCAGUGGACAUAAUGCAACAUUUGGACAGUUUCCAUGGAUGGCACUCCUGGGUUCUAGAUUGAGUAAUGGUGGUCUGCGUUUUAUCUGUGGAGGAACCCUCAUCAGUGAUCAGUACAUAUUGACAGCUGCACAUUGCCUGCACAUAGUGAAUGCAACUCUAGAGAUCAUUCGUCUUGGUGAACAUAACCUAGACACUGUGGAGGAUUGUGAAGACUAUUGCUCAGAUCCCGUGCAAGAUUAUCAAGUGGAAAUGGCUGUUUCCCAUAAAGAGUUUGAUAUUCAUAAUCUCAAGAAUGAUAUUGCAUUAAUCCGGCUUCAUACUAAAGUUCCUCAGUAUACAGAUUAUAUAAGGCCAAUAUGUUUGCCAUUUGGUAUAAAUAUAACAGGAGAAGAAGAGACAAAAUAUCAAAUAGCAGGCUGGGGAAAAACAGAUUUCUAUGAGCCUAAAGGAAGUGCUGUUCUCCAGUUUGCAACUGUAAACAGUGUUCCUCUAGAGGACUGCAACUCUCGCCAAGCAGCAGAGGUUCGCCCUUUAGGAGAUACACAGCUGUGUGCUGCAGGGAACAGUGGGGAAGAUGCUUGCAAAGGAGACAGUGGAGGCCCCCUCAUGGAUGUUGUGCAGCUUCCAACACGUCGCACGGCCCAGAUCUUCCAAGUGGGCCUUGUUUCAUUUGGAUCUAUCCCUUGUGGGGCCCAAACCACACCUAGUGUCUACACAAGAGUGUCUGCAUAUCUGGAAUGGAUAUUGGAUCAUAUUACAGAGUAACUAACGUAUCUCAUAAAUUGAAGUUAGAAUAAUUGCUAAUAAUUGGAUCAGCAUAUCUAGCAGUCAUAUUAAUUGUCCAAAUAUGUAGUGUAUUUCCUAACUGAACAUCAUAAACUGGGAUGUCAUUAAAAGGGUCUCUACUGAGGACAAAUUAUAUGACAGCAUAUCGGCCUCUACCAACUGGGUGGUCAGAGCAUCAAGUAUUUUCAUUGCCCAAUCUUUGGGUGGAGUAAAUAUGCUGCUAAAAUUCCAAUUUGUUUUGAACUAGCCUAUAGCCAUUAUGUUUAGCAUACUACUACCACAAUUUCCUCCAUUGCUCUAUACAGAUCUGUGUUAGGCUUCCAUACUGAGAGUUAUUUACAAACAACUAAUCUAACAAGGUCAUUCCUGAUUGAAAGUUCUAUUCGCCUUCAGUACCCCAUUCCUAUUCCCACUGAUUUGGGAAUUAUCAACUCUGAGAUGGAAUUAAGGAAAAAGUAUGUAACCAUUUUGUCCUGUAUUUGUAGAUAUGGGAAGUGAUGGUGGAAGAAGUAGUAGUAGCAUGUGGGAUAAAGCCUUAUUCAUAAGAUGUUUCAUACACACCACCUAACUGGCAUUCUCUUGUUCUAAUAGGAAAGUGGCACAGAGAAAUAAAAGUUUCUGGUAUGUCUUUUGGAGGAAAAUAAGGGGGUGGAGUGAGAGGAUAUAGACCACCGAUCAGAAAUGACCAGCUGGACUAUUGUCCAGUGGGAAAGUGACAAAAGGAAAGAGAGUUAUAAAGGGUUAUAGCAGAGGGGGGAAUUGGGAGUGAGGAGGUGUGGACCACAACUGAGCUGUCUUGGGCUGUUAUGCUGAAUGCAAGAGUGGAAGGCCUAUGUUAUUACUGUCAACAGAAUGUAAUUUAUUUUUUUACAAAAUUUGAUGACUAAAGAAGAUACUGAGCAGGGCUUCAUUCUGGAGGCUGACUCUGGUGAAGCAGUCUCAUCAGACAGUGAAAGACACAGUAGCAAUGUGAGCAUAGCUUGAAACACUAAAUUCUGUUAACACUACAACUUCCUACAAAUUCUGGUGGUAUCCAUAUUUUUUAAUUGUAGUUCUUAGGAGACCAAGGAUGAAAGAGGCACCUAAGUAAACAAGGACUGUACACAAAUUAGUCUUCUGACUAUACUUCAUUGCAGUGACCCAACUGUUGGUGUCAGAGACAAAUCAAUACUGUGAGUACAACUGAUAUUUAGAUACAUUUGACACAGAUAAGACAGUUGUCACUUUGUGGUGUGACUGUGUGGAAGACAUGCCUUCUUUUCUUUACUAUAAUAAUUAACAAGAAGUUCUGGGAAGAACUAAUCACCUACUUUCCUUUCACUGUAUAUUAUUUUAUAUGAAAUGGACCACAUAGAACACUCCAUAUCGAACAGUUCUUCUGUUGUUGCAUGGGUAUUUGUUGCCAUGGGAACGUGUUUAUUGAGCCGUUACCUAGCAAUGGCUGUGUCUUCUGGUUCCAGUAUUCCAGCAUUCAGCAUUAGGGGAGGGACACAGACAUGUGUACAGCAAGGUGAUCUCAUAAGCCUCCUUUUAAUUUCUUUUAGAGAUUACAAAACUAGGCUGCCUCCAUCUUCAGUGUCAAGAGUAAGUCAAGCAAGAAAUCAGCAGAAAGCAGAUGGAAAGCUGGAAAGUAAUAUCCUCUGGUAUAAAAUGCCAUGUAAUUCAGUAGAAGUGCACCAACAUUUUUAGGAAUAUGCUCUCUCAAUUUUCAGGGUCAAAGAGUAAGUCAUGCAAGAAACCAACAAGAAGUAGGCAGCAAGCAGAGCUCUCUAGCAUUCCUUUCUUUUGGGUCUGACUGCCUGCAACAGUUGAUUUUCUUGUUUUUGAGAUCGUUGAGUCAGGUGACUGAUAGAAGUUAUCCAUAUAUAGCUCAUGUCCAUGUCCUAUAUUUUCUGUCAUGUGUUUUGCAGUUCCAUAUGUUGUCAUAUCUGUAGUCAUAUGUGUUCUGUCCUUUUCUGAGUAAAUGUUCAUAUCAUAUUUGCAUCCAGAUAUAUCAGACAAUUGAAAUGAUCGUUCCUUGAAAAGUACUAUAACUUUGACCACAUCCAAAUAUUCAGAAGGGGCAUAAUAUUUUGAAUAUGCAAUGUUUAGAAGAAUUUGUAAUAGCCACUCAUAUUGAAUUAAGUGCUAGCUGAUCAUUAUGGACCACAGCAACUGCAAUGCCCACUGGUUCACAUGCCAUUAGUGACAGCGUAUAAAGAUGUAAACCUUCAGCACACUAGUUGUCAGUCGCGAGCUAGAAACCAUCUGCUGCUAUACAACAGCUCAGUUACCAGGUUUCCAUGGAAACAGAAUGUAUACUUCUUGGCAGAUUGAAACUGGAGCUUAUUCUGUCAUAUCAUCUUCCUCGUCAUCUUUCUUGUUUAGAGUGUUUUCUCAGAUGCCUGUGAUUUGUUCUCAAAUAUUGAGGCUCAUCUUUGUUCAAGAAUUUUCUUUUGAAAUUCUCGUUUUUAUGGUUUGAGAGAGGAGAUAAGGAACCCAGAACUUACUUUAAGGGUUUGAAAUAGAAUGAUCCCAGCUCUGUUUGCUUCCUGUCACAGCUAAUCUUGACGGUUGAGUCAGACAGGCGAAUGUUACCCCAUGGUAUACCCACUCAUUCUUUUCUUAGAAUAGCAGAAUCUUUGACUAGAAAGGCCAAAGUUAUGUUUAUGGUGACUUGUUUUGACAGGAGAGCAGUCCCAAACUAAGGUGGGAAGAAGUAGUAAUAAUUCACAGCUAGGCAAUUUACAGUUAUCGUCAAAAGUUUCUGGCGCUUUUCAGAGCUAAGUAAGAAAUAACCCUGAAGAGAAUGUGUGAAAAUAUGAAAGAAAUAUAAACCAAUUGUGUAUACACAGACUGUCUAUUUCAAAAUUUUGAAUACAGAUAAAUGAAGUAAUUCUUAACAGUCCAGUUUUUAUUUGGAGCUUAUAACCUUAAAUAUGGAAUAAAUAUAUUUUCUGAAAUGCUGCAUUUUAGACAUUUAAGGGAAUUUAAAAUCCUAGGCCUGCACCUACUGCACUGGGAGUUUAGAAGCUGUAUGUUAAUGAAUAAGAUUUAAGAAGAAAUUUAAAAUUAAAAGCAGAACUCUGUGGAUUUAUUAUGCAGAUGGGAAAGGAGAGAUCAGAGGACAGUUUUACACCUGGAAGAUUUUCCAAAGCUAUGAGUAAUGAAAAUUAUUGUCAUCUUAGCUCAUUUUCCAUCAUACUUAAAGAGUACUAGGACUAAUUGAUGUUACAUCACUAUGAAAUAGGCAGGAUGAUAUUUGUAAAACAUUUGUACAUUCACAUCAGACACAUUCAGACAGUUACAUAAUCACUUACUAGUAUUAACACUGAUUCUGCAAGCACGCUGUGCAAUGAUGUACAUAUAAUUUUUUUUUAAUUCGCUUAGUGGGGAAUGGAGUCCAACUGGGUCCAUUCAGCAUGGCGGCCACU